GGAUGCUAACGAUAUUUUGGAAUGAAAUAGGGAUAUUUACACACGUUCGAUAGUGAGUUGUGCUUCGAGCGAGUUUCAAUAGUACGAUAUUAGUGACAUAUCGCCCAAUUUAGAAAAAAGUCAGACUCUUGUCAGGAAUUACUAUUUCAAACGGAAAACAGAUAAUCAAACGAAUGAUACCGGUAUGGACCGUUGGUCAGAAAGGGAUAGAUGUGUAUAUGUGUGUCUGUCACUACAUGUAUGUCUGUGUUUUUUUUAUGAAACUAUUAAACGUGAUGAUUACAAGAACAGUGCUCAGUCGAACAUUCCCAUGUAUGCACAAUUCCAGCGUAUUCCGGCUCAAUAUACUUCCAACUCUAUUUGCAUUUUUUAAAUACACUCAAAUUUUUAUUCUUGAGCUUGGAGGUCUGAUGGCUUUGGCUUCUGUUUUUUAUGCAGAAAGAGUUGGGUUCCUUUCAAUUUGUCGUUGUUUUCUCUUCCGUUAUUACAUUUGUUUGUUUCCUAGUCAGGGAAUUUGCUUAUCGUGUACGUUGGACAGCAGCAUAGAGACGGAGAAUGGAUCUGGCUAAUGUCUUAUUUUGAAAAACCUUUUUCGGACUUCAGGAACCAGCUUAGAAGGAAUCUGGACGCAUACCAAGAGGGUUCUGGAAUUGUACCAGAAGCAUGCAAAACCCAUCUCAGAAGAAUUUUAGAACCAUCCAUGGAGGAUUCUGUAACCAUCUCAAAAGGAACCUGAAGGAUUCAAAAACCAUCGCAAAAGGUUUCUAGAAUCAUCUCAGAAAUAAUUUUGAAACCAUCACAGAAGGAUUCUGAAAUCAUCUCAAAAGAUAAAUGGAAGCAUUCCAGAAGGGUAUUGUUGGAAUCAUCCCAGUAGAAUUAAAAAAAAACAUCUCAGAAAGAUUUUCAAAGCAUCCCAUAAGAAUUUUAGAAGUAUCACAUCUAAGAAGGAUUCUAGAACCUUCCCAGAAGGAUUCUGAAACCGUUUCAGAAGAAAUCUGGAUGCAUUCCAGAAUGGUGUUGAAAUCAUCUCAGAAGGAUUCCAGAACACUUCAGAACGAUUUCCGAAGCAUCCCAGAAGGAUUCUAAAAACAACUCAUCUCAGAAAGAUUCUGUAAUCAUCCUAGAAGCAUUGUGGCAGCAUUGCAGCUGAAUUUUGGAAUCAUUUCCAGAAGGAUUCUGGACCAUUCCAGAUGGAUUAGGGAACCAUCUCAGAAGAAAUCUGGAGGCAUGCCAAGAUGAUUCUGGAAUUAUCACAAAAGGAUUCAGAAACCAUCUCAGAAGGAGCCUCGGUUCGAAACUCUCGGAGGCAUCCUAGAAGGAUUCUAGAAGCAUCCCAAAAGGAUACUUGAACCAUUCCAUAAGGAUUCUCGAAGCAUCUCAAAGGGACUCUUGAACCAUUUCAAACGGAUUCAUACAAUUUCAGAAUGAUUACGGAAAAGCUAUGGCAGAUUAUGCACGAAUACGGAAUCCCGGAUAAACUGAUACGAUUAAUCAAGGCGACGAUGGCUGUUGUUCAACGUUGCGUUAGAAGGUGUAAUAAGGAGAGCGGGGAUAAACACGAGUGGGACGAUUUUCACGAAGUCCGUACAGCUGCUUGGUUUCGCUGAUGAUAUUGAAAUUAUUGCUCGUAAAUUUGAGACGAUGAUGGCGGAAACGUACAUCCGACUAAAAAGUGAAGCCAGGUGAAUCGGAUUAGUCAUUAAUGUGUAGUACAUGAUGGGCUCCAGGGACGAAUCACCGCGCCCGCCACCCUGAAUGUAUAUCGACGGUGAUGAAAUCGAGGCGGUUGAAGAAUUCGUGUACUUGGGCUCACUUGUCGUAAGAUUAAGAUCUGGUUCGCUGUCUCACGGCUGUCGAUGAAAUCGGCUAGAUAACUUCUCAUGAACUCAUUUGCUUCAGGCGACAGAAUAUGAGAGAGGAUCAGGGACAGCAUAUGUCGAAAAUCAAUAUCCAAAACAUCUAUUUCUUCAUUUAUCAAAACGAAAGAAAGAAUUCUAAACGACUAAUAAAACUUUAUAGUGAACCCAAAUUUUCCAUUUUCUUACAUUAAAGUAAGAUGUACUAGCCUCUAAAAAGUGGGUGAACCCCAACUCAAAAAAAAUGUCCAGAAAUCUCAUUAGCACAUUUCAUCAAUCACAUGAGAAAUGAUCGCAUCCAUCAAAAGUCAUAUUUCAACCCCGUCCAACGCAUGCUCUCGCACCUUUUUUUUCUUCUGGUCCAGUACGAACGACCGCAUAUACGCUGCUGCUCGUCAUAUCCAUCCGCCAGGAGUGCGACCAGUUUAAUUGAAUUAUAGCAGAUGCCCAGGGGUGAAGCAAUUUAAUGUGUGUAUAAUUGCUUCUCGAUUCUUACUCUGCCCGUUGGAUGGCGACUUGCUGAUGUAUAGAGAGGUACCUACCUAUGUACAAUGUACAUGUUGUAGCACAGCAGAGAAUAUCACCUACAGCAUCUGAGGAUGGUCAACAGGCUGCACAGUUCUCCGGUAACUAUCUAGUGGCGAUGAUCGAUUGAGCACUGUUCCCUGUUUUAGCUACCGAAUCAUAUUAGUUCACACGAUUCGCACGUUGUAAUAAUACUAAGUUGUAUAGCUUCUGUAGAGUUUAUAGUCAACCCUUAGCAGGCAUGCGAAUGAAACCCGUCAGGAAGGUGCGAUACGCAUCGGAAAGGAAAAGUGAUUGAUUAAUCAAAACGUAUCGAGUGUUUUAAGUGAAGUAACACGUUCAAAUGAAAUUAGUUUAAAGAAAAGAGAGAAAGAGCAGAAACCGUUUAUGAUGAAGAAUGUGUGUUUAUACGUGCACGUUGUAGUUUUUAUCACGUUGCCACUAGUAAUUCCAAAACGAUCUCGAAGUGAUACAGCGUGGGUAACGGCUCAAGAUCAGAAUGCCGUCGUCGAUGACAACUACACUGAUGAGGAUAAUGAUCUAUGUCGUAACGUGGAUAUUCGGAAUAAUCUCGCUCGGUUGCAUUACAUUGAAAAUUGUACAGUGAUUACCGGCUUCUUGCAGCUAGUGUUGAUCGAACGAGUUCCGCACGAGGAGUUUGUGAAGUAUAAUAUAUCUAAAUUGAGGGAAGUGACUGGAUUUGUGCUGUUUUUUCACGUUUACAACCUCAGAUCGCUACGGGAUUUGUUUCCAAAUUUGAUGGUAAUUCGUGGAAAAACACUGAUCGGAAACUACGCACUAAUUUUCUAUGAUUUACCAGAUCUGGAAGAGAUUGGCUUGAAGAACUUGAUCGCAAUACAGGAUGGGUUCGUUUUUGUACAGCAUUGCCCAAAACUGUGUUACACGGAUACGAUUGCCUGGUCCAACAUAACACAUAGGUCGAACGUAUCACUUGAUCUCAAUAGUUUCGACAAACCGGACAAAUCACUCAAAUGCAACAAAACGAAUAUAUGCCAUGGCUGCGCUCAGCCUUACUGCUGGAGUAAUAUGAGCUGUCAACGAUUUCAUACGGGAUACGACUUCACAGGAAAAAUCAAAUGCCACGAGCUGUGUCUGGGUGGCUGUGUGAAUCGCAAGGACACCGGAUGCCGAGUCUGUCGGGGACCGAAAGAUGGCCGCCGUUGCGUUGCGCAAUGUCCGGAGGACAAAAUGCUAUAUCAGGAAACAAUGCGCUGCAUCACGAAGCCAAACUGCAUCGACCGUGGAGGGCUACUGUUCGAAGGUCUAUGUCUGAAGGACUGCCCUGCUGGAUUCAGUGCCACCAAUGUAGAACUAGCUGACGUAGAUUUUUCCAACCACACGUGCUACCCUUGUCACCAGCAGUGUCCGAAAAUAUGCGAAGGUUCUCAAAUUAUGUAUCUAGCGGAUGCCGAAAGACUGGAAGGUUGCACAAUCAUAAAUGGGACGUUGCAAAUACGGAUGAACGAAGAUCACCCGCAUUUGGUGGCAGAAUUGCGGAGAUCUCUGGGUAGAAUACAGGAGAUUAUGGGCUAUUUGAAGGUUUACCGUUCGAACACAUUACCGUCUUUGGAGUUUUUAGAGAAUUUAGAAAUCAUCCAUGGUCAGUGGGAGUUAGGGCAUGGGAAAUAUUCGCUCAUGAUUUAUGAAAAUGCAAACCUCCAAAAACUGUGGAAUUAUGGAGACUAUCCCAUGUCGCUUAAAUUGAUUACCGGGAGUAUGUACUUUGUGUACAAUCCCUUGCUCUGUAUUUCGCACAUAGAAGUGUUGAAGAAGAUGACAACAUACAACAGUACAAAUGAUUUAAUAAGCGCAGAUUCCAACGGUUUCAUGCAGUCUUGUAAUGUUGUUAGUUUGAUCGUUAAAUCAGAAGUGCAGUCGAGCAGAAAUGUGACGAUUUAUUGGACAAGGUUUAACACAGCCCCUAGCCAGCAACUGAUGGGUUAUAUAAUAUUCUUCACACCGUCGGAUACAUCAAGAUCUCCGUACGAUGGCCGAGACGUAUGCUCCGAGUACAGCUGGCAGUCAAAGCUGGUACAUUUAAAUGAUACAAAUACCAGCCAUAAAGUUUUUCUGGCCUACAAUUUGACCGGUUUGAAACCAUUCACAAGGUACGCUUAUUACAUCAAAACCUAUCUCACUGAUAGCCUUCACAACGUGACUCAUAGGAGGAUCGGUCAAUCUAUUGUACAUUAUUUCAAAACACAAAUUGCUAGACCUACCCCUCCAUUGAGAGUGUUUACCACGAGAAAAACAGAUGAUUCCAUCACAUUCUCCUGGAAAAUACUCAAGUCGGAGGAAAAUCUUGUACAGCGAUACCACGUUGAUGUUUUCAUUCAACCGGAUGAUCGGAAACUUCUUGAUCAACGAAACUAUUGCCUCAAUCCACGUGAAGUCGAAAAAGAGCCGGAAAUGGUCGAGGAAUGCACUGCUGAAAUGUGUUGCUCCGUCAACAGUGUAUUUCUAGAUGUUCCGGACUUUUCCGACUCUGACAGCGACUUCUACUCACGCAAAAAGCGUGCUGUAGAACUGAAGAAAGUUUAUGUACAAACUGCAAAAAUUACAGACGAAUUCCAAAGCAUAAUGUAUGGUUUUCUAAGUGAUUCACACUCUACUGAAACCACUUCCAAGGUACAUCGUACCAAACGGGAUACAGAAAAUUUCAGAAAUCGCAUCUACUACAAUGAUUUUUAUGCCGGAGGUAUAGAAUACACAGUUAGCAAUCUACUUCCGUAUACAUACUACACUUUCCAGCUGUUUGCCUGUAGCGCUGCAGACAGCAGUUAUUGUAGUGCUUACAGCAUAUAUUCGGAUCGUACCGACCCUUCACCUGUCCUUCAACCUUUGAACUUGAUUGUAAUAAAAGAAUCACCGUUGGAUUCCUCGGAAGCAAACACUAUUGUAAUAAGUUUCAAUGAACCAGAGUUGGCCAAUGGAGCCAUUGUGGCUUUCAACGUAGAAAUUAAGAUACUGAAUGCUCAGCCAGAGGGCCGAAAAUCGCGCGUGGAAUGCAUAACGAGACUAGAGCAUGAACGUGCAGGCUACGAAUACCGUUUCAGAAACCUAUCGAUCGGAGAAUACGCAGUCAGAGCUCAGGCAGUGUCACUUUCCGGUCCGGAUAGGUUCAGCGAUUGGUACUUUGCCAAGGUGGAAGAAUGGAAGGAACCACUGGUGGAGGACAAUUCCGUGAGAAAUGGUAUGAUCACGUUUGGGGUUUUGCUCGGUUUAACUGUGGGCAUGAUUGGGGGUUAUGUGCUGUAUCACAAAUAUAAAAAGCAUCAUGACGAUAAGGAGCUACUCAUCGAAAAUGAUGGUAAUGAAGAUGGAUUCGUGGAUUGCGACUUGCGGUAGUUACCAGAUUUUGACGAUAGGUGAAAAUG
This is a messenger RNA of Aedes albopictus (Asian tiger mosquito), 5779 nucleotides long. RefSeq names its product insulin receptor. The transcript is spliced from 6 exons. Lineage: Eukaryota; Metazoa; Arthropoda; Insecta; Diptera; Culicidae. The record is from RefSeq and is a predicted model, not a curated record. Gene Ontology annotation, molecular function: protein binding. Bases 2769 to 5750 code for a protein of 993 amino acids.